AGACGCAUAAGAGUUGAGAGUACAGCCAUUAGCACUCUCACUUCUGUCCUCUCUCUCUCUUCUCCCUAUAAAUAGGGCUGUCUCUCUCUCUUCUCUUUUACUUCUCCUUUUUGAAAGGUCUCGUUGUCUUUACAACUAGGCACCACACUUUGUUGGCCUGGUUUGUACUAUCAAUUCUAGACCCUUCGCUUCCCCUCCCGCUUUUUUUAACCAGGGCAGAUGAUACCUGGUUUAAAAGGCUUACUCAGAGAAGGAAAGAGGACAGUAAGACUAAGGAAGAGAGUGCUAGCGGAGACCAGAGAGAGUCAAAAGGAGGUAUAGAAAGAAAUAAAGUCAUUUUGGACAGUAUCAUCCAGAAGGCCCUCCAUCAUUCAUUUAUUCACUCAUUCAAACUCUUGAAGAAGGCUUCUCUUCCUUUUGUCUCUCUCCAUCUGUAUGUACACUAUCCUUCACGAGAUACAAACAUCAUCACAUCAUGUCGGAAAAAUCAAUAGGGUGGACGAAACUCCGCCCGAACAAGACGACCUGACGACUACCCCCCUCUCUCCAGCUUCUUUCAAAAUUGCCGGUCGGUACAAAUUUGAAGCUCCCCCUGUCUUUCUGACCCCCAAUAGCAAUGUCCCGUGUGUCGAUACAAUGACUGGCGCUUUGCUGGCCAGUCAAGCAUAUCCACUUGGUCGUUUCAUGGAAGUAUGUCAUUUAUUGAACCUCACGUUGCCUGGCAUUCACGAAAUUACAGACGUGAGCAUACUGAGUGAUAGGGCUUUCGUUUUCCGUCCACUUUCGCAUGGUGAUCUCCACGGGUGUCUGAGGUAUCAUAAGGUUCUAACUGAGAGAGUAGCGGCAGAAUACUUUAGGCAAAUAAUGGUUUCCAUUGAAGCAGCACAUAGUAAUGGUCUAGUACUCAGAGAUCUCAAGUUAAAGAAGUUUGUCUUCACAGACUCUAAUCGUUUCAAUCUAGCUCUCUCAAGCUUAGAAGAUGCUGUAAGUGUAGGCAAGACUAUAGACAGCAAUGACUUAUUAGACAAUCGGAAUGCCUGUCCAGCCUAUGUUGCUCCAGAGAUGCUACAACCAGGGAAGUAUUCGGGUCGAGCGGCAGACAUGUGGAGUGCUGGUGUGAUACUGUACACAAUGCUAGUGGGGCACUAUCCUUUCUUUGAUGCCAAUCCACAGCUACUAUUCAAGAAGAUCAGGGCUGGAUAUUUUGAGUUCCCUCACUCAAUGUCUUUCUCAGUUCGUUCUCUCAUCUAUUCAAUGCUAAGCUAUGAUCCUGUUCAGAGACCCACAGCGUAUGCAGUCUCGCAGCACCCGUGGGUAAGGAACCCGUCAAUGGCUAGUGACGUCCUUCCCUCGCCUACUCUCUCUUUCACUACUGGACUACGCUACAGACAAUUGAAUGAAGAUCAAACUGUGCCUAUUCACAAGUUACUUUAGUAUUCACUAUUACAUGCUGACUAUUACACUAACACUAACAAGGCCAAUGAUUGUUACACCAUUCCACGCAUUACAACAUUAUUAUAUUAUAUAUUAUACUACUGUAUAUUCUCUCUCUCCCAAUGCUGUUGUAUUACUCUUAUUUCUUCUUUAUGCCUUUACCAACUAUGUUAUAUUAUUUCUUCCUUUCUGUUGCAUUCCUUUCCAUUGUAACUCUUUCAAAUGCCCAUUA
Amphimedon queenslandica is the source of this 1666-nucleotide messenger RNA. RefSeq names its product tribbles homolog 2-like. Gene Ontology annotation, cellular component: nucleus. The transcript has 2 exons. The record is from RefSeq and is a predicted model, not a curated record. Lineage: Eukaryota; Metazoa; Porifera; Demospongiae; Haplosclerida; Niphatidae. Gene Ontology annotation, molecular function: protein kinase activity; ATP binding; mitogen-activated protein kinase kinase binding. The coding region runs from base 436 to 1434 and encodes 332 amino acids. Gene Ontology annotation, biological process: positive regulation of proteasomal ubiquitin-dependent protein catabolic process; regulation of MAP kinase activity; protein phosphorylation.